Messenger RNA from Nicrophorus vespilloides, 1967 nucleotides. Its product is annotated as cytochrome P450 9e2-like. The record is from RefSeq and is a predicted model, not a curated record. Bases 281 to 1870 code for a protein of 529 amino acids. The transcript has 4 exons. Gene Ontology annotation, molecular function: monooxygenase activity; oxidoreductase activity, acting on paired donors, with incorporation or reduction of molecular oxygen; heme binding. Lineage: Eukaryota; Metazoa; Arthropoda; Insecta; Coleoptera; Silphidae.
GCGGCAUGUAAUGUAAUGCUCACUUGAAUCCCAAUUUAAACAAUUAAUAAAAACAUUGAAAAGAAAGACAGCAAAUGUAAUGUUAAGUGGAAGUAAUUGCAAGAGACAAUUGAAUACAGAAACAAAGUUGAUGCUCGUGAUAUUCUGAAAUAAGUAUCAAUACGCAUAUCUGAUCCCUCCUACCUAGAUUUCGUUUAAAACAAAACACGGCAAUUAGAAUUGAAAACUUAUUAGUGUUGCAGCUGAGAUCACAAAGAGACUUAACGCUGUAUUUCCUCCGAUGAUUACUCUUUUCCUGAUAUUGGGAUCAUCGGUAAUCUUGAUUUACUAUUUCUUUAUAAAACCUCAACUCUAUUGGAAGGAGAGGAAUGUCACGCAAGGGCCGCCGUUUCCUAUUUUCGGAGAUAAUUCGAAGACUCUUUUUAGAAGGGAAACCUUCAUGGACAUGAUCAAAAGAGCUUACAUGCGUUUCCCAAAUGAGAGAUACACAGGAAUGUACCAGAUGACAGUUCCAACACUGAUAGUGCGAGAUCCUGACCUCAUCAAGCAGAUCACCGUCAAAGAUUUCGACUAUUUCAUGGAUCACAGUAGCUUUGUUCCCGAGAAAUCCGAUCCUUUGUGGAAUAAAAACUUAUUCGCUCUCAAAGGUGAAAUAUGGCGUGAUAUGAGGGCAACACUCAGUCCGGCUUUCACGAGCAGCAAAAUGCGCGCAAUGUUCACUCUGAUCAAAGAUUGCGCCAAUAACUUCGUAGAUUUCCACUUGGAAGCAAGCAAAAAUGGUGAAGUUACGGUGGAGAUGAAGGAUAUCUUCACGCGUUACUCGAAUGACGUUAUAGCUACGUGCGCUUUUGGAGUAACAUGCGAUUCGUUGAAAGAGCCGAUGAACGAAUUCUACUUGAUGGGUAGAGAAGCAACCGACUUCAGCAGCUUAACUAUGAAUUUAAAGUUAUUCUUAUUCAUACUGUUACCAAAAAUUGCUAAGUUGCUCAAUGUAGCUUUGUUCAACGAACAUGUCAGUAGGUUCUUUAAGAAUCUUGUGAAGAAAACUAUCAAGGUGAGAGAAAAAAAUGGGAUUAUAAGACCUGACAUGAUCAAUUUGCUUAUGGAGGCGAGGAAAGGCAGAUUGAAGUACGAAGAGGAAACGAAUUUCAAAGAUAUUGGUUUUGCUACUGUCGAAGAAUCAGAUAUUGGAAAGAUGAAAGUGAAAAAGCAGGAGAUUACCGAUAUCGAUAUUACAGCUCAGGCCUUGAUUUUCUUCUUCGCCGGUUUCGAAACUGUAUCCACUUUGAUGUGUUUCAUGGCAUACGAACUUGCAGUUAAUCCUGACAUUCAAACAAAACUUAUAAACGAGAUUGAUGAAACAAAUGCAGAAUGCGACGGAAAAUUGACCUACGAGCAGUUGUCUACUAUGAAGUACAUGGAUAUGGUAAUUUCUGAAACGUUGAGAAAGUGGCCUUCGCCCAUUGCAAUUGAACGUGUUUGUGUUAAACCAUACACAAUAUCUGCAGUUAAAGAAUCUGAAAGCCCUGUUCAUAUUAAGAUGGGUGAUGUUCUGUGGGUGCCCACCGUUGGUAUCCAUUAUGACCCUAAAUAUUACCCGAACCCAGACAAAUUCGACCCUGAACGAUUCAGUGAAGAGAAUAAACACAACAUCAAUUCAAGCACAUAUUUACCGUUUGGGAUUGGUCCAAGGAACUGCAUCGGUUCUCGCUUCGCCCUUAUGGAAACCAAAACCGUAUUCUUUCAUAUCCUAUCAAAAUUCGAGAUCACCGUUACAUCAAAGACUGUAAUCCCUGUAAGGAUCAGUAAGAAACAAUUCAAUUUAACCUCGGAUGGAGGCUACUGGUUAGGACUAAAACCAAGACAAUAGUUAUUUUACAAAACUUUCAGCAAGUUUCAGUGCGUUUGUCUUCUAUAUGAGGAGAAACUUGGUCUCCGAAUUCAAUAAAAUAUUUUUUUGAUACAUU